This is a messenger RNA of Botrytis porri, 2472 nucleotides long. RefSeq lists its product as uncharacterized. The record is from RefSeq and is a predicted model, not a curated record. Gene Ontology annotation, molecular function: protein binding. The coding region runs from base 1 to 2472 and encodes 823 amino acids. NCBI's taxonomy places the organism in Eukaryota, Fungi, Ascomycota, Leotiomycetes, Helotiales, Sclerotiniaceae. The transcript has 4 exons. Gene Ontology annotation, cellular component: cytoplasm.
AUGUCUCAUCAAGUGAACAUUCACAUACGCCACAAACCAGUCGAAUCAGAGGAGGACUUCCUAUCUUGCAGCGAGAGAUUAAUCAAUCUCGACCCAACACGAACAGUGUUGCAAAUAGGCAGAGCUUCAAAGAGUCCUAGCAAAGGUCUCUUCGGUGCUAUUGACAAUGCGUGGUUCGAUAGCCCGGUAAUGUCUCGAAGUCAUGCCGAAAUCAUCUAUAACCCUUUGGACAAUGUUGUCCAAAUUCGAGACUUAGGUUCAAUGCAUGGUACUUUUUUAAAUGGAGAAAAGUUGGGAGAAGAAGCCAAACCUCUAAACUCAAAUGAUCAAGUUGUCUUCGGUAUUGGUGUGAGACGUGGUAUGGAUCUGUUCCAACCAUGUCAUUUCGAGGUCAACUAUGAAGUAAUUCCAUGGAAGAGACCUAAUACCUACACUGUAUCCGACUCCUCCGACGACGAAGACGAAGAAGAUGAAGGUUGCCAUUUCAAUGACACAGAAAUGUUUGAAGGCGCUUCCAGUCCGGCUGAUACAUCUAUCGAAAUGACUCGCUCUAGCCCUACUACAUCUAAGACUGUUGUUGCUAUCGACCUGACUGUGGACGAUACUCCAAGCCCUAGAUUGAAGCCGACUAAGCCUUCUUGCAUUCCGACUGACGAAAGAACUGAGGAAGACGAGUACACUCCCAAGCCACCAGUCUUAGAUAGUAUCGCAGGAGAUUCUCACCAUGGUGUAGGACCAAAGACAAAUCCACAGCAAAAAGUUGACCAGCCUCGAAAGGCGUCUUUCAAAUACACUUUCAAUUACGAUAGCAAUGACGACGAAGACGAAGAUAUGCUUUCGACACAAUCUGAUCCUGAUGAUUCUGAUAGGGAAAACUCAUCCGAAUUGGAAGGUUUCAGGGAUUUUGAGGAUUUACCUUCUCAUGAUGAUGUCAUUGGUGAAGACGAUAGCGAAGAUGAAUCAAUGUCCGAAGCAUCGGAGGAAUCAGAGGUUCAUGUUCUGCUAACUGAAAGUCGUGGAGCACUUGAUGAGAUUCCAUCUUCAUAUCCUUCGUUAGAUUCGGAUUCAUCGCGUGCAUCAUCUCCUGCUCUUGAGGCCACCCUCGCUUCGAUGGUUUCACAGACCAUCAACUCUCGAAUCCCGUUUGACAAUAAUGCGGGUAUUCCUGAAUCUCAUGUUAGAACUCAGAUUCAUACUUCUGAAGAGGUUAUCGCGCUCAACGAACAAAACAACGAUGGUGAAGAUGAAGUCGAUGACGAUGAUCGAAGUGUUGGACUUUCGGAAGCUGCUAAUGAAGGUCUACAAACAUUAUACAAAGACGGUUUACUCAAGAAAGAACCAGGCACCAACCCUACCCGUCUUUCCGCUAGCUAUACACCUUACGCUGAAAUCUCUUCCAAGUCCGGUCUCGAGAGCUACUAUGCUACUUGCACUCCUGCCUACGAUGCUCCUUCACCUUACGACUUCUAUAAGCCUCACAUAAACCGUUCUUCGAUCCCUGCUCGCCAAAAUGGAAAUUCUCACAACGACUAUUAUUCUCUCAUCAAACCAAGAUCACCAUUUUUUUCUUAUUACGGUCGAGAGACUAGUCCUUCUUCAGUGGCAAUGGCCAGACCACCUUACCAGGAAAAUUAUAUCGAUCAAAGUCCCGAAACAUUAUCUGUCAAAACCCUGGGUGAUAAAACUGGCAAGCACGCUUUUUUUGAAGCCAGAGAAGAAAACAAAGUACAAUUCCAAGCUCAUGUUGAUGAGGAAGAGACUCAAGUAACCCAAUGCUCACCAUUCUCAAUGGCAACAAGAUCAAGCCGGGCUACCAAAUUCGCAAAACCCUUGGCUAAAUUCGUACAACCUAUACUACCCAUCAAAUAUCACGGCAAUGGUAUCGAUCAUGGUUUUGUAAUUAACGAUCGCCCGGUUUCUAACAUUGAGCCAUCUCAAGACCGUCCUUCAAUUCAUCCAUAUUACUUCAGUUCAGACGCCUCAUCAAGAGCUGUUGAGAGUCCAGUCGUAGAAAAACAUCCUAUUAGAUCUGGCCUAAGUAUUGACGACAUCAUUGAUAGCUCUUCAGUGGGCAUGAAGAGAAAGGCGGAUGAGAUUUCCCACGAUGAAUUAAUUAAAAACGAGGUUCGAGAUUGGGUUUCUGGUGUCCACGACUCUACAAAGCCCCAAGCUGCUAUGGUCACACAAGAAGAAACUACUGGCCCUGAAUCUUCAGUACAUACAACUCAUACCAUCCAUCACGCCCAGGAGGUUCAAUCAGAUGUGCAACUGGCCACAACUAAUGCUGCGACCCAACAAAACAAGCUUGCAGUCUUGGCUAGCACUACUACAACUGAUCCUGAACAACGACCAGUUAAGAGAAUCAAGAUGAGAAAGUUUGUCGAGGCUGUAGGAUACUUUGCACUCGGAGGAGCUGCUGUUGGUGCUGGUUUAUUUUCGGCACUUGUAGCAACAGCUCCAGAAUUCGUUUAA